CAUUAAAAAUCAAAUGGAAUAUAAUGAAUGAAUGGUGGAAUGAUGGAGCACCAAGAUAUUAUGGUCGUCAUAAUGUUUUAGCUUCUGGUUGGAAUUAUGUUCCGAUUCCUAAUCCUGAACAACAGAAACAACAACAACAAAUAUACCGAACCGAUCUUACUAUACCGCCACCCUAUUAUUCGGCUAAAAUGAUGGCCAAUCUUAAUCGACAACAACAACCACGACCAAUACAGAAUUUAAAUUCUAAACCAGAAAUUAUUGUAACAAAAGAUUCAACAGUUACAACAACAACAACCGAAACAAUUGAAUCAAUUGAUGAACGUGAUUCACAGCUAUAUACAAUGGAAGAAAUGAAUGAAAAUCUUGAAGAUCAAUUAAUUAAUCAUCAAAAUGGUCGUCCAUUAUCGAUUGAUAUGCCAAGUUUAAUAUCAAUGGAAAUAUUGGAAUCACAUGGUCAUGGUCGUAUUCAAACUAAAUCUGAUCAACAGCCACAGCAGAAUGUUGAUCAAGUUUUACAAAAUGUUAAUGAAAUGAAUCGUAUAUUGAAUGAUACGGAAAAAUAUUUUAUUGAUCAGAUAUCGAUUGAUAAUCAAUCAAAAUCAAAAUCAAAAUCAAUGGAAAUGAAUGAAAAAAGUAAAAUUUCCAAUCAAGAAACAAAUAAUAAUGCUGAUAUGCUUUUACCAAAAUUAUUGGAAGCAGAAACUAAUCUAUUGGAUGUAAUGAAAUCAUUAGAUUCAAUUAGUGAUAUUAUGAAUGAUGAUUUAACAAUCGAUAAUUAUCAAUCGAUAGAUCUUCAAUCAAUACCACCACCACCAUUACCAUUAUCAAAACAUAAUGAUAAUGAUAAUGUUUUUGAACAACCUGAAGAACCAUCAACACCUUAUAAAGAAUUGAUUGAAAUUUUUAAUCCAUUAAUUUCAACUGAUGAUGAUGAUGAUUAUAUAACUGAUUCAUCAUUAGAUCAACAACAACAACAACAACAACAAAAUAAUAAUAAUAAUAAUUGUUCACAAGAAAGAGUUGUAGCUGAAUUAGAUUUACUUUGUGAUUGUUUAAUGGAAAUGAAAACAAAACAACAACAACAACAACAACAACAACAACAACAACAACAACAACAGAAUAAUAUUUCACCACCGCCACCAUUGUUUGAUGAUAAUAAUGAUGAUGAUGAUGAAGAAACCGAUAGAGCUAUUUCAAUAUCAAGAUCACCAUCAAAAACACCAACAAUUAUUAUUAAUGAUAAUGAUGAUGAUGAUGAUGAUUUUAUUAUAGCAAAUCUUGUAAUACCACCACCACCACCACUUCUACAAACAUCAUCAUUA
Messenger RNA from Dermatophagoides pteronyssinus (European house dust mite), 1322 nucleotides. RefSeq lists its product as uncharacterized. NCBI's taxonomy places the organism in Eukaryota, Metazoa, Arthropoda, Arachnida, Sarcoptiformes, Pyroglyphidae. Gene Ontology annotation, molecular function: protein binding. The record is from RefSeq and is a predicted model, not a curated record.